AUGCUAGUCACAUUUGCUAGUAGUUUGAUCUUGACGGAGAAGGGGCGAGCAAUACAGACAUUCCCAGAAAGCAUACGCAAACUUUGGAAUGAAGGGGAGAUACGCUUGAUGGUUCUAUUCAGCCUCUUCCUACAAAUUGUCCUCAUCAUCUUUAGCAACCGACGAAAGUACACAUUUAGACCUUGGAUCAGAAUCCUGAUUUGGUCGGCAUACAUGGCUGCAGACUGGGUGGCCACAGUAGCCCUUGGUACCCUCUCCAGAAGCCAAGGAGAUUCGCAAGGUAAACUUCUGGAUCCAAACUAUACCCUCAUGGCAUUUUGGGUACCGUUCCUUCUCUUGCACCUUAGUGGCCCGGAUACUAUCACCGCUUACUCUUUAGAAGAUAAUGAGUUGUGGUUAAGGCACUUGCUUGGACUGGUUGUCCAAGUUGGGGUGGCUUUUUACGUGCUUCUGAGGUCUUGGGCAGGGACUCCACCCACAUUUCUGUCCAUUCCAAUGGUUGUGGCUGGAAUUAUCAAGUAUGGAGAGAGGACCUGGGUUCUGAGGUCUGCAAGCAAGAAUCACUUUAGAGAUUCUUUGCUUUCAGUUCCUGAUCCUGGACCUGAUUAUGCUGAUGUCAUGAAGGAAUAUGGUUCAUGGAAGGACAAAAUGGAGGUUGCUAGAAUCAGGAAAGAAGAGAUCGUUGAAAAGCCACUUCAAUCUACCGUUGGUGAUGACAUUACUAUUCCGGGUGGAAAAUAUAUUUAUAAAGCUUAUUUCUUAUUCAAGAACCAAUUCAGACAUCUAUAUGCAGACCUCAUCCUCAGCUUGGAUGACCAACAAACCAGUGAGCGCAUCAUCAAGGAAUUGUCAUUCGAAGAGGCCUUCAAAGUGGUAGAGAUGGAGCUUAGUUUCUUGUAUGAUGUGCUCUACACCAAGGCAAAAGUGGUUUAUUCUCUACUAGGCAUUCUUCUCCGCACUGCCAGUUUCAUGUGCACUAUUUCUGCCUUAGCGGCCUUCUUCUUUAUCCAUAAGCACCAGUUCUCAAACAUUGACAUCAACAUUACUUACACGUUACUCUUUGGAGCUAUUUUUCUGGAGAUUUACGCUAUCAUUAUGCUGAUUUUGUCUGACUGGACCAUUGCCUGGUUGAGCAGUAAGAAGUGCUUCCUGACUGAUUCCAUUUGCCGAGCCAUUACCUCUUUUCGAUCGGUUCUAACGAGUGACAAGAGAUGGACCAGACGCAUGGCACAGAACAACUUUAUCGAUUCUUGCCUCAGAGACGAAACCAAGUUUGAUGAGGUUCCCAGGUUCUUUGACAUGAACAGAUUCUUGGAGAUACUGGUACAUGACUUGGGAGAAGGUCUAUGA
Molecule: messenger RNA, 1350 nt
Organism: Vitis vinifera (wine grape)
Lineage: Eukaryota; Viridiplantae; Streptophyta; Magnoliopsida; Vitales; Vitaceae
Exons: 2
Coding region: 1-1350 (449 amino acids)
Source: RefSeq, a predicted model, not a curated record